Messenger RNA from Homo sapiens (human), 2220 nucleotides. RefSeq names its product parathyroid hormone 1 receptor (gene PTH1R). Gene Ontology annotation, cellular component: membrane; plasma membrane. Lineage: Eukaryota; Metazoa; Chordata; Mammalia; Primates; Hominidae. Gene Ontology annotation, molecular function: transmembrane signaling receptor activity; parathyroid hormone receptor activity; G protein-coupled receptor activity. The transcript has 15 exons. The record is from RefSeq and is a predicted model, not a curated record. Gene Ontology annotation, biological process: renal absorption; cell surface receptor signaling pathway; G protein-coupled receptor signaling pathway. Bases 257 to 2077 code for a protein of 606 amino acids.
AGACGCCGAGGCGAGGGAUGCGCGCGGCGGGCGGUGGCUCCGAGCGGCGGCCGGGCGGGGGGCGCUGGAGGCCAGGCCGGCCAGCGGGGGGUAUCCCGAGAGCUCCAUGAAGUCCCCCCGGGGCCGCGGACGGGGCGCUGGCUUGGGGAGGCUGUCGGGGGGGCCCCGACAUCCAUGGCAAGGCGGGGGCCGCGGCGGCGCGCUCGGAGGCCGGCGGCGGCGGCUGCCCCGAGGGACGCGGCCCUAGGCGGUGGCGAUGGGGACCGCCCGGAUCGCACCCGGCCUGGCGCUCCUGCUCUGCUGCCCCGUGCUCAGCUCCGCGUACGCGCUGGUGGAUGCAGAUGACGUCAUGACUAAAGAGGAACAGAUCUUCCUGCUGCACCGUGCUCAGGCCCAGUGCGAAAAACGGCUCAAGGAGGUCCUGCAGAGGCCAGCACAGCUGACAGCCAUCAUUACCACCCUGGUUUCUCCAGCCAGCAUAAUGGAAUCAGACAAGGGAUGGACAUCUGCGUCCACAUCAGGGAAGCCCAGGAAAGAUAAGGCAUCUGGGAAGCUCUACCCUGAGUCUGAGGAGGACAAGGAGGCACCCACUGGCAGCAGGUACCGAGGGCGCCCCUGUCUGCCGGAAUGGGACCACAUCCUGUGCUGGCCGCUGGGGGCACCAGGUGAGGUGGUGGCUGUGCCCUGUCCGGACUACAUUUAUGACUUCAAUCACAAAGGCCAUGCCUACCGACGCUGUGACCGCAAUGGCAGCUGGGAGCUGGUGCCUGGGCACAACAGGACGUGGGCCAACUACAGCGAGUGUGUCAAAUUUCUCACCAAUGAGACUCGUGAACGGGAGGUGUUUGACCGCCUGGGCAUGAUUUACACCGUGGGCUACUCCGUGUCCCUGGCGUCCCUCACCGUAGCUGUGCUCAUCCUGGCCUACUUUAGGCGGCUGCACUGCACGCGCAACUACAUCCACAUGCACCUGUUCCUGUCCUUCAUGCUGCGCGCCGUGAGCAUCUUCGUCAAGGACGCUGUGCUCUACUCUGGCGCCACGCUUGAUGAGGCUGAGCGCCUCACCGAGGAGGAGCUGCGCGCCAUCGCCCAGGCGCCCCCGCCGCCUGCCACCGCCGCUGCCGGCUACGCGGGCUGCAGGGUGGCUGUGACCUUCUUCCUUUACUUCCUGGCCACCAACUACUACUGGAUUCUGGUGGAGGGGCUGUACCUGCACAGCCUCAUCUUCAUGGCCUUCUUCUCAGAGAAGAAGUACCUGUGGGGCUUCACAGUCUUCGGCUGGGGUCUGCCCGCUGUCUUCGUGGCUGUGUGGGUCAGUGUCAGAGCUACCCUGGCCAACACCGGGUGCUGGGACUUGAGCUCCGGGAACAAAAAGUGGAUCAUCCAGGUGCCCAUCCUGGCCUCCAUUGUGCUCAACUUCAUCCUCUUCAUCAAUAUCGUCCGGGUGCUCGCCACCAAGCUGCGGGAGACCAACGCCGGCCGGUGUGACACACGGCAGCAGUACCGGAAGCUGCUCAAAUCCACGCUGGUGCUCAUGCCCCUCUUUGGCGUCCACUACAUUGUCUUCAUGGCCACACCAUACACCGAGGUCUCAGGGACGCUCUGGCAAGUCCAGAUGCACUAUGAGAUGCUCUUCAACUCCUUCCAGGGAUUUUUUGUCGCAAUCAUAUACUGUUUCUGCAAUGGCGAGGUACAAGCUGAGAUCAAGAAAUCUUGGAGCCGCUGGACACUGGCACUGGACUUCAAGCGAAAGGCACGCAGCGGGAGCAGCAGCUAUAGCUACGGCCCCAUGGUGUCCCACACAAGUGUGACCAAUGUCGGCCCCCGUGUGGGACUCGGCCUGCCCCUCAGCCCCCGCCUACUGCCCACUGCCACCACCAACGGCCACCCUCAGCUGCCUGGCCAUGCCAAGCCAGGGACCCCAGCCCUGGAGACCCUCGAGACCACACCACCUGCCAUGGCUGCUCCCAAGGACGAUGGGUUCCUCAACGGCUCCUGCUCAGGCCUGGACGAGGAGGCCUCUGGGCCUGAGCGGCCACCUGCCCUGCUACAGGAAGAGUGGGAGACAGUCAUGUGACCAGGCGCUGGGGGCUGGACCUGCUGACAUAGUGGAUGGACAGAUGGACCAAAAGAUGGGUGGUUGAAUGAUUUCCCACUCAGGGCUGGGGCCAAGAGGAAAAACAGGGAAAAAAAGAAAAAAAAAAGAAAAAGGAAAAGGAA